CCGCCCCCGCCGGCAUGAAGCCUCCACAGCGGCGGCGAGCGGCCCCGGCGCGCUAUCUGGGUGAGGCGACCGGCCCUGCGGCCUGGAGCGCUCGCGAGAAGCGGCAGCUGCUACGACUGCUGCAGGCGCGGCAGGGCCAGCCGGAGCCGGACGCCGCUGAGCUGGCUCGAGAGCUGCCGGGCCGCAGCGAGGCCGAGAUCCGGGACUUCCUGCGGCAGCUCAAGGGCCGCGUGGCCCGGGAGGCCAUUCAGAGGGUGCAUCCAGGUGGCCCGCAGGGUCCAAGACGUCGGGAAACACAGACCCCGGCCCCCAUCGAGGUAUGGAUGGAUCUGGCCGAGAAGCUAACAGGCCCGCUGGAGGAAGCCCUGACUGUGGCCUUCUCACAGGUGCUCACCAUCGCAGCCACAGAGCCCACCAGCCUCCUGCACUCCAAGCCCCCCAAACCUACACAGGCGCGUGAGAGGCAACUGCUGCUCAGCGCCCCUGGAGGGCGGGAGGACUCAAGCCCUGAGACCCCUGGCUCCGACCCCAAAACGAAUGGUCCCGCCCCUGAGGCCUCUGGUCCCGCCCCUGAGACAAAUGACCCCGCCCCCGAGGCGCCUUGCGAAUCCCUGGCCGACCCAUCGGCUGAAGGAGACUUCUCCGUGGACUUUGAGAAGAUCUACAAAUAUCUGUCCUCCAUCUCUCGCAGUUGCCAGGGCCCCGAACUUUCUGCAGCCGAGGCAGCCGUGGUCCUUGACCUGCUGCUGGCACUUCCGGAGGAGCUGACCAGCCUCCCCUGCGCCGCCCUGAUGAAACAUCUGUCGAAUACGUACGCGCGCCUGACGGCCCCCCAGCUGGACCCCGCUGCUGAGGGCCUGGGACCCGGGGCUGAGAAUGGUGGGACGAGCCCCAGGGGGCAGGGGGAGGCCAGCCAGGCCAUGCCCCGGGGCCCUGACAAUGCUGCGCCCAGUGAACCAAGGUCUGCUUGGCAAGCAGCUGGGGUCUGCCCCCUGAACCCGUUCCUGGUGCCCCUGGAAUUUCUGGGCCAGGCAGCCACCCCUGCAAGGUGAAGGGACACCAACCAGAGCAGGCAGAGGACACACCGGACGUCUGUGAGCCCCUGGCCCUCAGUCCUGCCUGGGCUGGCACUGGGUUGUCAUCAGUCGUGGCAGAAGGUACUGGACACCGUGGGCGUUCUAGGGUAGCUAUUAGGCCGGCUGAUCCGGCGGGGCUGUCCGCAACAAGCGCAGCUGGACAGGCGUUUGGCCAUGGAACUGAGGUGGCUCUGGCCAGGCAGGCUUGGCUAAAGCCAGUGUCAAAUCCAGCCCCCCUCCCCCAGCUCCUGUCUCUUCCUACAUGCUGUAUGCUGUGUCCUGUACCUGUGAGUAAAGUUCUUGUCAAUCUGC
Hyaena hyaena (striped hyena) is the source of this 1388-nucleotide messenger RNA. RefSeq names its product small nuclear RNA activating complex polypeptide 2 (gene SNAPC2). Gene Ontology annotation, cellular component: nuclear body. The coding region runs from base 15 to 1052 and encodes 345 amino acids. Gene Ontology annotation, biological process: snRNA transcription. Lineage: Eukaryota; Metazoa; Chordata; Mammalia; Carnivora; Hyaenidae. The record is from RefSeq and is a predicted model, not a curated record. The transcript is spliced from 5 exons. Gene Ontology annotation, molecular function: RNA polymerase II general transcription initiation factor activity.